Messenger RNA from Phragmites australis (common reed), 1551 nucleotides. RefSeq lists its product as uncharacterized. Bases 230 to 1288 code for a protein of 352 amino acids. Gene Ontology annotation, cellular component: kinetochore; Mis6-Sim4 complex. NCBI's taxonomy places the organism in Eukaryota, Viridiplantae, Streptophyta, Magnoliopsida, Poales, Poaceae. The transcript has 13 exons. The record is from RefSeq and is a predicted model, not a curated record.
UCUUCUGGCCAGAGCACAAUGCCUCCCUUCCCAGCCAAGCCACCGCCGCCGGUGCUGCGCUGCUAACCUUCUUCGACUGCACCGUCGGUGCUAGGGGGUCCUGGGGUUCCGGACGCCGGAGGCGGUGCUCGAUCCGGGACUAACACCGGUAGUUUCUGCUUGCUCCGCCCCUGGUCGGCGACGGUGUUCCUUAUCACGCGAGAGUGCAUCGGUGCGGUGCCGGGGACUAAUGGGUUCCCGCGCGUCGCCUCCUCACGACUUGCUCCCCAUGCAUGUUGAACAACUAAGGAGGCGCCAGCACUCAUUAUCAGAAUUGACUUAUGCAAGGGAUGAAGAUGCAAAACUUGAGACCACACGUGCAAAGUUGUCAAACAUCCUUAAAAGACAUGAAGAUUUAAAAGAGCGCCUUUCACGGGACUCUGAUAAGCUGAUUUUUGAGCGUCUACAGAAAGAAUUUGAGGCUGCACGAACCGCUCAAACUGAAGAGAUUUUAAUACAUGAUGAACAGUGGAAUGAUGGUUUGUUGGCAACCAUCCGUGAGAAGGUCCAUAUGGAGGCUGACAGAAAGGCCAUGGCCAACCAAGUAAACGUUCCAGCAGACCUUCAAUUUCAAUCAAGGACUACAUAUAGAAUUAAAAAUAAGGUUAUCUAUUGCUUGGAUGGCGCGAGAAUUGGCAUACAGUAUGAGACAUUCUUUGCUGGAGAGCCUUGUGAAAUUUUUCAUUGUGUUUUGGAAAGCAAGUCAUUCCUGGAAAAGAUGACUGUCAUCGAACACACCUUACCUUUCUUUCUGCCCAUACGUGAAUUAGAAAGUGAUCUCCUGUCAUCUAAUGCCAUCAAAUUUAUUGAUCAUCUUGAAGAAAUUAUACAGGCUUAUAUUGACAGGAGAGAGCAGGUCAGUAUCAGCUAUCAGGAGUCGCUCCCACAUGUCCGUCUUAUCAAGGAGCUCUAUGGAAACCAAAUUGGCGAACUGUUCCAUAGUCUUCCUUACAAUGUGAUUGAGUUUGUAUUGGAGGAUUUUGAGUGCAAGGUUACAGUCAGCAUUCGAUAUUCAGAUCUACUGUUGACACUGCCGAGUCAGGCUAGGGUCUUAGCUUGGCCACUUCGCUCAUCGAAGAGAAUAUCCACAAGGGCCAGUGCUGCUUCAGCUGUCCAGCCGGUACCAUUUCGCCUUCCAUAUGCUGAGGAUGCACUCAAGACCUUGUGUCUACCAGAAGCAUUUGCAGACAUCGUUCUGGACCUACCCCGUGCUUUGAAGAGGAUUUUCUGCUCCCAGGACAGCGACUGAAGUGCGUGUAGAUGUGCUUAUGAGACCUCAAGAUUUGUAGUACUUGCAUAAGAUGUCCCUACCUAGCUAAUGUCGAACAGAUACUUGAAAACACGGUUCAGAGCCGUGGUAGUGUAGUUUGUAGUGGCUGAGAACCUAGCAAGCCAAUGGAGCUCAUUUGAACUUUGGAAUACUCGACCAAAUUGUUCAGCUGCUCGAAACGCUCAACGUAUAAAUACUAAAAGAUUUUCACUUUAGGAAAAUGUUCCUGAUUCAUUUAAAUA